Messenger RNA from Oryza brachyantha (malo sina), 1375 nucleotides. RefSeq lists its product as uncharacterized. Gene Ontology annotation, cellular component: membrane. The record is from RefSeq and is a predicted model, not a curated record. The transcript is spliced from 7 exons. Gene Ontology annotation, molecular function: zinc ion binding; ubiquitin-protein transferase activity. Gene Ontology annotation, biological process: protein ubiquitination. Lineage: Eukaryota; Viridiplantae; Streptophyta; Magnoliopsida; Poales; Poaceae. The coding region runs from base 101 to 919 and encodes 272 amino acids.
GAGGACUCUUAGUAGAGUACAUCAGUUUUAUUAUUUAGUACUGCUUGUGGGUAGAAUUACUCUGUUGGCAAGGUUCUUUGUUCUAAGUAGCAUCGUAGCGAUGAAGGAUCAUCUAAUGCUUAAUGUUAACAACCUUGUGAUUCCUGAGUCUGUUGAGGCGACCGAGGUAGCGACGAAUCUGCCUUCUGGUGGAGUUUCUCUACCACCGCUUUUGUCAGUUCGGGAAAGCAUGGGUACUGAGGAAGAACCUCUUAUUCAGACUGUAGAAUGUCGUAUUUGCCAAGAGGAGGAUAACACCAGCAACCUCGAGAGUCCAUGUGCUUGUACUGGAAGUCUAAAGUAUGCUCAUCGAGUUUGUGUGCAGAGAUGGUGUGAUGAGAAAGGAGAUUUGACAUGUGAAAUUUGCCAUGAGCCAUACAAACAUGGGUACACUGCACUUCCUAGAGCUCAUCCUGAUGAGACAACCAUUGAUAUAAGUGGUGGUUGGACCAUUACUGGUACAGCAUUUGAUUUGCGUGAUCCUAGGAUCAUUGCAAUGGCACAAAAUCAUAUUAUGGAAGCUGAUUAUGACGACUAUUCUGUAACAAACGCGAGCUCUGCUGCCUUUUGCCGUUCUGCCGCGCUUAUUUUAAUGGCUUUGUUAGUGUUGAGGCAUGUGUUGGUACUAACUGAUGAAGAUGAAGAUGAUGCUUCUUCGAUGUUUUCGCUUUUUCUACUACGUGUUGCUGGGUUUCUGCUACCGUUCUACAUCAUGGCUUGGGCAAUCAAUAUCUUACAAGGUCGAAGGCGGAGGCAGGUAGCUGCUGCUCUAGCAGCAACCGAAGUGGCAUUCAUUCUACAGUCGGGACAAAGAAGGGGCAUGAAUUUCACCAUCGCACCAGAUUCCCCUGCCACACCGCAGCACGAACCUAUCCCUUGAACAUGUCUCUGACCAGCGGCAUGUCAGCAUCACUUAGGUUCUUAACUGGUUGAGUUGGCGAAGGACUUCUGUGAGUUGUGAUUACUCAGCACAUGAUCAGACGCAAUGUCGUCUCUUGUCAGGUUUUAUCGUUUAUCAAGUGCGGAUUUAGAUAGAAUGCUUAUCCAUAUCAUGUAUUUUUGAGUAAUUUUACCAUCCAUGAGUAUGAGAAAGAAACUUUAGGUACCGAAAUUUAUCUCUAAAAUUAAAAUUUUGGUGCCUGAAGGUAGAACAAUAGAAAUUAUGGUACAUUUUAAGGAUGGUAAAAUUUUUGUGUGUAAGAGGUGCCUAUGAUGCCCCUGUUGUAUGUAAUGAUAUGGGUUGUGUGUCCAGUGCCCUGCUUAUUACAGGCAGAGAGCACGGUGAAACGUUACAGUCUAGUCAUACUGAGGUUUAUAUAUACAUAUGAUUUACCAA